CCUAUCUUUUUGGAAAUCGCUUAUCUAAUGUUGUAAUCCCUCGCUGCCUUCGCAUAUCUUGAAGCGGAUAAAGCAGAAUAUGGAAUCUGAAAUAUAAUCGGGUCGCCUGCAGCUGUCCACACGUGUUUGGCACAUCGCCAAAUGCAUACACAUACCGCCGAGCGCCCGUUGCCACUUCGCCUCAUGUCGGCAGCAGGCUGUCUUUCUCCACCGGUCUUGCUGAAUGAAGAAUAUCUUCCUCCGUAAACCUGAAAUCCCACCAUCCAAGCCUUCGCGCUCGCACCGGCCCACUGACGCCUACAACGUUUGGAUCCCCCCGGAGGCCUCGCGCGUCCCCACUCCAGGUCCCAGCGCGCGGGCCUCCUCGAACGCCGGCCCAAGCCACGCGCAGGAGUCGUACCGUGGGACUGGACGCACUCUGCCACGACCUGAGCCGCCCUCAUCGAAUAGCUACAAAUAUGCAGGCGGACAAACUACCAAGACCGGAUUCUCCUACUCGAAUCAUGCACCACAGCCCGUCCCCGUGCAACCCAUCCCGAUACAACCUUACGGCCAAUACUACCUGUCCAAUCCUCCGACAAGUAGCCUCGAGCGCCCAGAGUCCCGUAACGGGUAUACGACAUAUGUGCCCACGCACUUCCAAUAUCCCCAUUUUCCUGGCGUCCCGGUACCGCAACCUACGCAAUCAGAAUACCGAAGGGCUAAGGAGGAGAAACGACGCGCCCGUGAGUCGAGCGCUCGCCCAUCUCCCAAGAAGCACCGAGAAAAAGAAGCGACGACAUCAUCGUCACGCGCUCCACAUCUCGCGACGUCGACGUCGAGCAUCAGGCUCACGCCGGACGAAUUGGAGCCGCGGCAUCGGAAGCGCGAUGCUGGUGAGGUGCGGACGAGGAAGGAUAGCCGCACGAAGGAAGAAGAUCAGAUACGCGACCCGGCGAAAAAGAGGGAAAAAGAGUCGCGGCGAAAGAGCAAGGUCGAUGGCCGGAUGGAUGAAGGAGAGAGCUCGGAUGGCUCGGUCCAGCGGCCCUUGACCGCUGGGCAUCAUCUUCGUCAUACAGAUGGAAAGAAAUUACAACCGUCGGACCCUGCGGCACGACCUAGGGCUGCGAAGCCGCCAGCCGAUAACUACUCAGCGCCUCAACUGUCCAACACUAUUCCUGUUCAAUUGCCUGCGCCUUCCCAGCGGCCGAAUCAGACUGCUCCAGCGCCUGAAAGCGAUACCGAGAGAGGAGGGACUCUGGUCAGUAACCCUGAACUCCGGAAUGGGCCGUCGCACUCAGCAUGUCGUAGAGUCGCGGGCGAAGUUUCCUCCGAGCCACUGGUCUCGCAGGCAGGUCCAAGCAAGCAUCAGAGGAAAGCCUGAAGAAGAAAGUGAAAGAGGCGAAGGAAUCCAAGGGCAUCUGGCCAUUCUCGCGUUCGAAAUCCUCACAGAAGAUACCGCCAGUUGUCACGGUGCCACCUCCUGUUCGGAAAGCUCGAGCGGACAGUACUCCCUCCUCAGCGCGGCCACCGCUACUGCAGCCUGAUGUCAUUACCCGCCCUGAACAUCGACGAUACGCCAGUGAGCUCGUGGGGAAUUCUCGUACUGCGCAACAGCGGGACCAGCCGCAGGUCGAGCCGCAACGAUUUGAACUACCCCGAGUUGAACCGCCGCGGCUUGAUAAGCAGCGAACGGAACCAUCACGAGCUGAAGCGCAAGCGAGGGCCAUGUUGUUCGCCCAACCUCCGCCUACGUCCCAGUCACGUGUUUCGCGGGUAGCGGGCCACGAAGUCCCGCCCAGUUUGAGCAGUGCCGAUCCAGUGCAUAAAGGGCCUGCUCGCUCAGAUGGACCACCUCUCUCGAGCACUAUGGCCGGACAUAUAGUCUCUCAUGGUCGAGAUUCUGUUUCCUAUCCUUCACUCUAUGCACCGCCUGUGGCCAACUCCAGUUCUAAUG
Messenger RNA from Mycena citricolor, 1936 nucleotides. Lineage: Eukaryota; Fungi; Basidiomycota; Agaricomycetes; Agaricales; Mycenaceae. The record is from the annotation of a GenBank genome assembly.